AUGCCCAAACUGUCAAGACGUCGUUCUCAUUGCAAAUCGCUGAUUCAAAGACGUUAUUCACAGGAAAGUUUAAAUACGGAGAGUGAUGGUUCUGAGUCAAAUGAAGAACUACAGAUGGAAGUUGAUGCUGAUGAAAAUAUAGAACCAUUGGAUUUUAAGAACAAAGUAUAUCGUAACGAUAUGGCUGAUUUAUUCGAAUUGUGUAAAUCGAAAUGUCCGAGAAAAUACAUCAGUGUUCUGUUAUACAUGACAAUGCGUCAUUUUGGCGUUAAAUGGAAAGAUUGCGAUGAUUUCUUAAUCGAACUUGGAGGAACAAAUGGUAAAACAGCUCAUAAAUGGGCGGAUGUUUUUAUAUCUGGAGAUUUUGAUGAGUUUUGUAAUGAUAACAGAGGUGGAAAACGGGGUAAUGAGUUUUUCGACUGCUUUCCUGAGAUUGAAGUAUCAGCGAAAACCUUUACUAUGGAACGAUGCUCAAGAAAAGCAGCUGAUUUUACAGCCAACGAUCUCGCUCUAUUUAUUGAUGAACAAUAUUAUCUGGUCACACAAACGGUGAAGGAGGCUGGUUCUCCUCUUGUUCGCUCAACAGCUUCUUGUCGCAUAGAUCUUCGUCGAUGGGGUGCGCGUUUUGAACAAAAUGGAAACCGACCUUAUUUCGAGGGUCAUGAAAGAGCCGACGUCAUUUUACAUCGUGAUAAAUUUAUUAGCUACUUUCUCGAAAGAAAAGAUCAUUACUAUACGAUUACAGAUGGAGACAUUCCGAAAUGGAUAAUACCGAGCAAAACUCCUGCUACUGUUCUUAUCUUUCAUGAUGAAUCUACCUUUAAAUCUGGAGAAGUUUCUGCAAAACGUUGGUUCUUUGGUAAUCAAGCACCUUUUCAUAGUAAAGGACGUGGGAGAUCAAACAUGGUUAGUGAUUUCAUAAUACAGCAUCCAGCUGGGCCUUUUUUUCAAUUGGAUGAAAACGAAUACAAGCGAGCUUUGGAGAAGUAUCCCGAAUUAGAAGCGCCGUCAGAUAUUAAUUACAUCCAACGAACAGCAACUGCUUCAAUUCUAGUUGGCUAUGAUGCAUAUUUUGAUAACCCUACGAUUCUCGAACAGUUUGAGAGAAUAUUUAAAAUGUUGAAGUACAAAGGAGACUUCAAAGAUCAUGCCAUUGAAUUUAUUGUAGACAAUGCUCGCACACACACAGCAAAAUCACAUUCCGUUAAUGAUUUUGGGAAAUCGAUUGGCACUCGGUGCCCAAUCGAAACCAUUAACUAUGUUGACUCACAAGGAAGAAAACAAACGCUUGAUUGUUAUUUUCGUAGUGGGCCGAAUCAAGGGCUGUCUAAAGGGCUGUUUGAAAUUGCCAAAGAAUUGAAGAUGACUACAGCAUCAAACUUGAAACUCAAUGAACUACAAAAGUUAUUAGGUGAUCAUCCUGUUUUCAGUACUACUUCACGUCUCGAACAGUUGGGUGACCAGUAUAAUAUUAAAGUAAUGUUUUGUCCGAAGUUUCAUUCAGAAUUGAAUGCGAUAGAGGGCUUGUGGUGUAGUCAAAAACAGUUUGUUAGAUCUCGUACGGAUCAAACUUAUGAAACAAUGUGUCGUCUGAUUGCGGAGUCGCGUCUUUAUUUCAAGGAAAAGCAACUACAGAUGAAACUCUUUCGUCGUUUUUGGCGUUGUCUCUCAGCGUACAAAGGUGGACAGACGUACCAACAGGUCUUACAACUUUUUCUCAGUAACAUGGCUAGUGGAACUAUAAAACAACACACUCGAAUUAGCAAUACUGGUUUGGCAGACAAUUAA
Messenger RNA from Adineta ricciae, 1788 nucleotides. The record is from the annotation of a GenBank genome assembly. NCBI's taxonomy places the organism in Eukaryota, Metazoa, Rotifera, Eurotatoria, Adinetida, Adinetidae.